GAAAUUGAAUUUAAGACCUCCCACAAAAUAGAGUUUUUUAAUGUCUCAACUUUGUCAUUUGAACUAGGCCUCAUCGAAAAUAUAUAUGAAUUUUCGAAACCAAAUUUUCACAAACUUAUUAUUUAAAACCCAGUGGAGUAUUAUAUGAACCCAUUUUCUUUCUUUUUUUAGGGAUAUCUCGCACAAUUCUUUUAAAUUUUCGGCGUUUAUAAGCAAAAUUCACAAAAAUUGUUCGAUCCAAUCUCUGACUGUACAUCAUUUGACGACUUGUGUCUGCAAUCUUGAUCAACAACGACAUCAACAAUAGUGAAAUCGAUGAUCUUCAUCGAUCCAAUUAACAACUUGUCAAAUGUGGGGAAAUGCAUAUGUGCCGCACAACUGCUCGAUAAAACGCCCCAAUGUUUUCUUUUUCCCCCCAAUAAAUAAUUACAGCCACUCGUACAAAUUCAAUCAGAUUUUUUUCCCCUCACAAAAUAUUUCACAAUAUUUAUAUUUGGGAUCAAAUCACGACACGCACAAAACACCAAAUUUGGGUGAAGCUACAGAUGAGAAAGGGACAUGUGUUUGGCCCUCUCUUGUCUAAAUUCAGAGCGGCCUAGAAACGUGGACGAUGGCCAACCCCCCCCCCCCCCCCCCCCAAAACCUUACACACACUACAAUGGCUACUUAUUAUUGCUGUAUUCACGCACUCGAGCGUGUUUAUGUGUGUGAGAUAAACAAGAUCUCCACUUGGCCUACCUGAUUUUUUUCCCAUUCCAAAAUCUCUCUCUAUAUAUAGAAGUGAAGAUCACAUUUAACGAAAAAAUAAGUUUGCAAGAUUUCUCGUGAAAGCUCACAGGCCAAUAAAGCUACCACCUUUCACCUCCCCCACUUGAUACAUACAUACACUCUUCAUGCAUUCUAUCUAGAUUUAUUGUGAGCCAGCUUUUGUGCUAUAGAUCUUCAAGUUCUUGUUUUUUAUUUCAAGAUUCUUGAUUUCGUGGAAUUUUUCUGCUAAAAUCAGAAUCUUGACUUGUCUUUCCUAUAAUUGUGGAUGAUCUAGUCGCGUACGAUCUUGAGCUUCUAAGAUUCAGUGAUUGUCAUCAUUAUCUGAAGAGAGUGGUGAUUCUUGAAAUUUGGUUGGGGUGAGUGAGAGAAACUGCGAUGGAUGCUUGCUGUGCUACACUGAAAUCGGCAUCCCAUUUGGCGAAUGUGAGCAAAAGUGUGUUGUGUGGUGAAGAGAAUGGGUUUUUGGGAGAGAAGAUUAGAGGGAGCCUAAACAAUCGUGCCAGGAUUUGUAAAUUUGGGAAAAAAUUCAAUCUUGAGAAAAAGGGAAGGAAGAUCAAACCUGGCGUUGCUUACUCUGUUCUCACCAGAGAAAACAGCAAUCAAACUCUGGUGAUACCGGCCCCACGAUUCGAGAGGCAGAGGGCGAAUCCGAAAAAUGUAGCUGCGAUCAUUCUGGGAGGAGGGGCUGGUGCACAACUUUUCCCUCUUACUAGCAGAGCUGCCACCCCAGCUGUUCCAGUGGGAGGAUGCUAUAGGCUGAUAGACAUCCCAAUGAGCAACUGCAUCAACAGUGGCAUUAACAAGAUCUUUGUGCUGACUCAGUUCAACUCUGCUUCUCUAAAUCGACACAUUUCUCGCACGUAUACUGGAAAUGGUAUUAGCUUUGGGGAUGGUUAUGUUGAGGUUUUGGCUGCAACUCAGACAGCAGGGGAAACAGGAAACCGGUGGUUCCAGGGUACAGCAGAUGCUGUUAGGCAAUUUAUAUGGGUAUUUGAGGAUGCCAAGGCGAAAGAUAUUGACAACAUCUUGAUUCUAUCAGGGGAUCAUCUUUACAGGAUGGAUUACAUGGACUUCGUUCAGAACCACAUUGAUAGAAAUGCCGACAUCACACUCUCGUGUGCACCAGUUGAUGACAGCCGGGCAUCAGCGUUUGGACUGGUGAAGAUUGACAGCAGAGGUCGCAUAUCCCAAUUUUAUGAAAAGCCUAAAGGCGCGGAUAAGAUGGCAAUGCAAGUAGACACCUCUAUCAUUGGAUUGUCCACGGAGGAAGCUGUAAAAUCUCCGUAUAUCGCUUCUAUGGGAGUAUAUGCAUUUAAGACCGACGUUUUAUUGAAGCUUCUCCGGUGGAGAUACCCGACUUCAAAUGACUUUGGAUCUGAGAUCAUACCUUCUGCAGUAAAGGAACACAAUGUGCAGGCAUAUGUAUUCAGAGACUACUGGGAAGAUAUCGGAACGAUAAAAUCAUUUUACGAUGCUAAUUUAGCUCUUACGGAUGAGUUCCCGAAGUUCGAAUUCUAUGAUCCGAAGACUCCUUUCUACACGUCGCCCCGGUUCCUGCCACCAACCAAAAUCGACAAUUGCAAGAUCAAAGACGCGAUAAUAUCACACGGGUGCUUCCUGCGAGAAUGUGUUGUCGAACACUCUAUAGUAGGCGAGCGCUCUCGUCUCGACUCCGGGGUUGAACUCAAGGAUACUUUGAUGAUGGGGGCUGAUUCUUACCAAACGGAAUCAGAGAUUGCCUCACUCCUUGCCCAGGGCAAAGUUCCAAUGGGGAUUGGUAGUAACACAAAAAUCAGUAACUGCAUCAUCGACAAGAAUGCGAGGAUCGGGAGAGACGUAGUGAUCAAGAACAAGGAUGGCGUCGAAGAAGCUGACAGAUCGGAAGAAGGGUUCUACAUCCGCUCGGGGAUCACGGUAGUAGUGGAGAAAGGAACGAUAGCCGAUGGAACGGUCAUAUAAGCGUUGCUCCGGCCGUUUGCUGGGACGGCGUCGGAGAGAUGGGCGUUGCUGGUGUAAAAAGAGAGAUGUCGUUUCCAGUCAUGAAAAUAAAGCGUCUUGUUUUAUUCCACUCUAGUCUAGUAAUGUAAACUUAUAACUUCUGCUGCUAUAGUAUUUAAUUAAUUACCACA
This is a messenger RNA of Salvia miltiorrhiza (redroot sage), 2897 nucleotides long. Its product is annotated as glucose-1-phosphate adenylyltransferase large subunit 1-like. The record is from RefSeq and is a predicted model, not a curated record. NCBI's taxonomy places the organism in Eukaryota, Viridiplantae, Streptophyta, Magnoliopsida, Lamiales, Lamiaceae. Bases 1144 to 2727 code for a protein of 527 amino acids. Gene Ontology annotation, biological process: glycogen biosynthetic process. The transcript is spliced from 15 exons. Gene Ontology annotation, molecular function: glucose-1-phosphate adenylyltransferase activity.